CGACCCCCUGAAAGUCACUGUAUAAUUUGUACACCAAUCACUAUAGGCUUGCCGUAGCGACAGCUCUGCCUCCCUGUCAGUCACUCCAUCGCUCGCAGCUUCCCGUCAGUAUGAAGUUCCAGGAGCGCUCGUGCUGACCACCGUUACCGGAGAACUGUCAAUCAUCGCCUGCCGGUAUGACGUCACGGGAGUUCUGACCGCGCUACCUGUCAGUCACUCCUUCACGGCGAGCGCGAGGAAAAUCUCUGCGCUGAUCUGAGCGUGAAUCCACUACUGUCCACAAUGUUGGAUACCGACGCAGCAUCAGGUGAGGAUAAAAACACUCCGCGCGCGGGAACGCUUCAGUAAUCCGGAGGGAAAUAAGCGAGAAGUAUGGAUAAACGCGACAAGAAAGCAAAAAAGGAUUCAGUGAAGUCUACGAAACGCACAGGGAAGCUGUUCCGGAGAAAAUCGUUCAAAUCAGUGGAAAGUUUGGUGAGUAAGAUCUUGAAAAGUUUGGGGAGCUUUGCUAACGGCGGAGAAACAACCGAGCGCUCGGAUGCUGAGGACGAUGAUGGUGGCUUUGGAGAAAGCGCACCUUGCGCGGGAAACUCGGGUCAUGUGAGAAAAGAGGACAGCAGCCAGGUGAGGAAAAGUUGCUCGCUUCCCUGCCGUUCCUCCGUGAGAGAGCGACUGUUCUCGCUGUACGGGGAUAAAACGCCAGGCGUGCUGGGGCUGAAGAAUCACGGGAACACCUGCUUCAUGAACGCCGUCGUGCAGUGCUUGAGCAACACGGACCUGCUCGCUGAGUAUCUGUGUCUGCAGCGAUAUAAACUGGAUCUGCGUCGCAGGGGAAUGAACGGGGUUAUAAAGACUGAGAACGGUCAGCAGGAGAAAGGAGAGGUUACGGAACGCCUCGCGACUUUGGUCCGAGCGCUUUGGACUUUUCAAUACACUCCUCAACUCUCGGCCGAGUUUAAGAUGACAGUAUCUAAACAUGGCGCACAAUUCCGUGGGAAUUCCCAGCAUGAUGCUCUUGAAUUCCUGCUCUGGCUUCUGGACCGCCUCCAUGAGGACGUCAACUCAUGUUCAACCCUCCCCAGUGGGAAUAACAGAAGCAAAUCAAGUGGCAAGGGUCAAGAAGGAGGUCAUGAAAAGCCUGUCUCUGAUACCCUGACCCCGCCACAGACACAGCCUGGUGUAUGUCACAGCUUUGUACAAGAGCACUUCCAGGCACAAUAUAAGUCAUCUCUGACAUGCCCACAUUGUCUUAAGCAGAGCAACACGUUUGAUCCUUUUCUGUGCAUUUCCCUCCCUAUUCCUCUAAGACAGACGAGACCAGUGUGUGUGACUUUGGUGUUUAGCAGUAAAGGGCAGCGGUAUCUGAGAGUGGGGCUUGCUGUGCCUCUCUUCGGCUCUUUGGCUUGUCUGCGCCGGAUGGUGGCAGAUGAGGGCAAGAUCUCUCCCGAUCAGGUAAUAUUGACAGAGGUCUACACAACUGGUUUCCAGCGCUCGUUCUUUGAUGACGAUGACUUGACCAGCAUAGCAGAGAGUGACAUCAUCUAUGCCUUCCAGGCUCCGCCCCUUUACAUCAGGGGUGGAUCUGCACGAAUCUCAGGGUUGCACCACAGUCUUCCAUCCUCUCCGUACACCUCGUCUGGGCCCGAGGGUUACAGACUGGCUGCUUCGGGAGCGCUGUCCUCCGAGUUCCUGAACCAGGCCGACGGGAUGGGGAAGAUCUUGCUGCUGGUGUGUAAUGCAGCUGGAGCAGGACAGCAGGCAGUGAGAUUCGGUCCUCCGUUUCUGAUGAGAGAGGACAGGUCAGUGUCGUGGGCCCAGCUACAGCAGAGCAUCCUCAGUAAACUCUACUAUCUGAUGAUCAAUGGAUCGCAGGCACAUAAUUUCAGGGUGUUGUUCAAGAUUCGUGUUGUUGGGGGAUCUGCAGCUUAUAGCUACUUAAAUCCUCAGGACGGACGGCCGCUUUAUCACCCUGCUGUGGACAGAGCUCUAAAGCUGUGUGGCUCAGGUGGACCGCCGCAUGUGAAGCUCAUUGUUGAAUGGGAGCACAGAAUCAAAGACUGUCUGUUUGGUAACAUCCAAGAGGAGGUGGUGAAGGACUCGGAAAGUGUUCGUGCUCAACAACAACACCACGUCCAACAGCACAGCUGCACCCUGGAUGAGUGCUUUGAGCUCUACACCAAAGAAGAACAACUGGCCCCUGACGAUGCAUGGAAGUGUCCUCACUGUAAGCAGCUGCAGCAGGGCACGGUGCAGAUGAGCCUGUGGACUCUGCCAGACAUCCUCAUCCUUCACCUCAAGCGCUUCAGACAGGUGGGAGAGCGCCGUAACAAGCUCUCCACGCUGGUGCACUUCCCCCUCACGGGCCUCGAUAUGGGCCGCCACAUGGUCAAGAGGAGCAGCUGUGCCCGAGCACCGCCCGGCUGGAAACAACAGGCCCAUCAGCAGCCUGAAGCCAGCCGACACACGCUGACCUUCCUGUAUGACCUGUACGCCGUGUGUAACCAUCAUGGAGGCAUGCAUGGAGGCCAUUACACAGCAUACUGCAGGAACUCAGUGGACGGUCAGUGGUAUGCUUACGAUGACAGCAGUGUUGAGCCGGUGCCUGAGGGGGAAGUGUGCACACGUGGUGCUUAUAUCCUCUUCUAUCAGAGACGAGAUGCCAUCCCAUCCUGGUCAGCUAGCUGCUCACUGCAAGGUUGCUCUAGCUCCUCUACAUCAGACCACUGGCUCAUCCGACUGAAUGCAGACAACAGAAUUUCAAAUUCAACCAACAAGCUGUCCAGUUCAUCUUCAGCACCUGAGCCCCAAACACAAAAUCUUCCUACUGUCCAUGAGCCUCAAAAAGAAGACAACGAUGUAGUUGAGCCAACGCCAUUUGUACGGAGCGUCCGGGGCCACAGUAUGAGUAUGCGCUACCACUCCAAAUCCAAGACGGGCCCAAGCAAAGUUAUUCCCCUGCGCUGGUCAUUUGCAUCCAAGGAGCGCAGAAAGCCAUCCAGCAUCGCGCCACAACCUGGAAGCGACGAGCUGGUGGAGUAUCUCGAGUCUGGCCGGCGGCCUCGAUGCACCAAGGAGCCCAUAGUAAGUAUCGUGGCUAGUCCUUCACAGGUCAAAGCUCAGACUCGCGAGGAUGAUUCUCUGAGUUCCCCGAGCUGUAGCAGUACUGUGGAGCGAUGUAGCUAUCAAGGUCCGGAUUCCCCCAGACUGCCCGAAGGCCAGAGCAGACCAGCAGCGGACCUCAACAGCAUCACAUCCGAUAGCUCGUUGGCCAAAAACUGUUCAAAAACCAGGCAGGAGCACGAAAGGACUCAAGCCAGUAAGUCGCUUCAAGGUUCCCCCAGUGCACUUUCCAAUGGUACUAGCAACUGUUCAUCUUACUCCAUAGACUCCUCGUUAAAACGGCGAGCAAACCCGCCAUCUGUGUCUAACAGGAAUCGUCCAAGCCAGACGCAGAUGGCCACAGGGGACAGCAGGAGUAAAGACAGUGCCACCAACAGUACCACCCAAUUGAAGAAUAAGGAGGUGGUUUACGGCAAAACAUUUUCCAGCAAGAGCUUGACCAAACUGUCACUAUCCAAUGGGACUCCAAAUGGAAAGGGCACUGAGGUGAGGAAAACCAGUAAUGCAGGUAACAACAGAGAAAAACCGGUUUGUUCAAGCACAGCUGAUAUGAAACGAGCCCACAGCUCAUCCAAUAUACAGAGCAAGCUAGAUAUGACUCUGAAAAGGACGCUGUCACUCCAAAGAAACGGUCCAUUGGUGCCGGCCCCCCAAAAAGGACCAGCCGUAGAUAAAUCCUCCUAUGCAACACUACAGAAAACCAGAUACAGCAGCACUUCACUUGGCAGACAGAGACCUGUGCCCGAGUCCUGCUUCUGAUGGCUUUCAUCCUCACUGUGGGAACAGUGUUUGUACUGUAAAGUAUAUAUGUUUUAUGCACAUGACAACAUAAAAAAAUUGCAUACUGUUGCUCUUUUCCAAAAACUAGUGAGCAUUGAAAAAAAAUGUUUCCAACACAAAGCCUGGUUGAAAAGGCUUAAAACACCUAGUUUUCACCAAAGGCAGCAGGCAGUCUUUAAAGAGUUCAGUGAACAAAUCCAAGACAACAAGUGAAACGAGAGAAAAUAAUAUUAUAAAUGUGCAUAUAGAAUUAUUUAAUAGUCAAUAUAUAGACUACCGUUCAAAAGUUUCAGGUUGGUAAGAUUUAUUUGAAAGAUAACUCUAAUGUAAUAAUAAUUUCAUCAAAUCGGUAAUCCUUCAGAAUUCAUUUGUUGCUCAUGAAGCAUUUCUUCUUAUCAAUGUUUAUCCAUUUACUGCAUUUUUGCUGAAUAAAAGCAUUGAUUUCUUUCAAUAACAAAAAAUCUUACUCACCGCAAAUAUUCAAACAGUACUGCAUGUUUCUUUAACUAUGUGCACUUUUGACCCUUUGGACUUUUAGAAAAUAACACUUAAUUAUUCCAUUUACAAGGUCUCUUUUUUUUCUGAAUAUAAAAUAAAAAUGUUUCCACCAGACAUUUCAGUAAUUUCCAGCAUAUCUCAGAUUAUGUUUUAUGUGUAGAGACAUUCGGGGAUGGGAUGCACAUUUUGACAUUUGGAAUAAAAAACAGACUCUUGUUUUGCCAAGCCUACAUUUGUAGCUAGCAUUUUAUGUAGCAGAGAUAAACACAACAAACUUUGUGCACGAAAUUACUGCUCUAUCAGAAAUUUGGCACAGAAACAAAAAGUGAUGUUUACCUUGUUUUUGCCCCCUUUAUUUUGUAACGCAUCUCAUUUCACCUCAAGCUCUUCACUGACACUGUUGUACCCUUAGUACCCAAGUACACUCAUUUUUGAUUUAAAAAAGGGACAGAUUAGUGGAAGUGACAUCACAAAUAUGGGACAGUUGUAACUUUUGAAGAAAAACAAUACUGUACAGUAUAUUUACACCCAAUAACUAUCGACUGUAAAUGAUAUUUAAAAAAAAAAAAAAAAAAAAAAACUUGAGUCAGUUAUAUAUAUAUAUUUUUUUUUUAAAGCUGAUGGCUAUUUUGAAAAUCAACCCCUGGGUCACAAAAGUGCUGAAGUUGAAGAAAAAUAAAAAAAUAAAUAUAUAUAGUAUUGAAGAUUAUCUUGUGUCAAAAUUAAAAAUGAUUACAGAUUUACUGUUUGUUGAUCAUGGAGUUUCCUUUUUGUAUGACAGCUUCUGCAUAUAUUGCAUAUAUAUAGUAUUCCUGUAGCUCAAGUGGUAGAGCAUUGCGUUAUCAAGUGCAAGGUUGGGGGUUCAAUUUCCCGGGAACACAUGAUAGAUAAAAAUUGAUGGCCUGAAUGCAUUGUAAGUCGCUUUGGAUAAAAGCGUCUGCUAAAUGCAUUAAUUUAUAUUUUAUCUAUCUAUAUUUUACGACAUUAUAAUUUACCUAGGAUGCUGCCUUAGAAGGUAGCUACCUAUGUAGGGUGUAGGCACUAUGGCUGCUCACUAGGUUUUGGAUCAGAGCUUGUGUUUCCCCUCUCAAAUCUGACUUUCUGUAUCAUAACUUUCUAUGGUUGGUAUAAACAGUAUUUAACUAGCAUAUCUCAAAGCCUGUUGUCAAAUCUCCAUUUCUACAGCAGAUACAGUAUGUAGCAUCACUGGCUAGUUGCUGUAAUGAUACAGUAGGAUCUGCUUGAAUGUCAGAACUGAGGUCUGCUUUCUGUGUUUAGUGAACUGUCAUGUAUAUUUAUGCAAGUGCCUUUUUGUAAUGAUCUCAGGAGAGCGGCGGUCGUUGGAACAGAGUGUUUUUUUUUUUUUUAACUCAUGAAUAUACAUGUGCACACCUCACCACAGAUGAAAUGAAUCCACAGAUGGCACAAGCAUUUAUUCAUCUCACUCCCAGAAUAUCCCAAACGACUCUAAAUGUUUCACAUUAACGUGUACCUCGUUCAUCGCUGGAUUCACUAGUUUGUUUUCUGACAGGAAUGGACUGUGCGAGUACAAUCAGACAAGCCGAAGUUUUAUGAGCGCAUUUAAGCAUCAGCUGCAAAUCGAGCAUAUAAUUGCAAAAUGUAUCGAGAUGCUGAUGUUGAAAAAUAGCAAUAUCUUCGAGAUGGAUCUUCAAGGAUCAAGAUGCUGAUGUCGGAAAGUAGCAAUAUCUUCAACACUUUUUUAAUGACAUUGUAAUGGUAAACUGAGGCAUUAAAAGGAGCAGUAAAUUUUAGCAAAGUCAAACAAGUAAUAAAAAUAGUAAAGAAUAAAGGUUUUGAUAAUAUGAAACACGUCAUAUUCUUAUGUUAGGAAUUUGAGUCUGGAAGUAACUCGCUAAUUAACUUACUGUACCCAUAAUAACAUGCUCAUACCUCGUCAUACCUUGUUGGAAUUUCUUUAAAAAAUGACAAAAUUCGAAAGCUGAGAUUGUUUCAUACCAGCUCUGUCAGUUUGCUCUUUGCUUCACUGCGUGAGAAAAUGAGAGCGCCAUGGUUUGUCAGACAUAGCAACAGUAAUGAGGGGGAGGGGGUUGUUGCGAAGGGUCAAUUCCAGGUCAGAGGACGUGAGCCGUUCUGUACUGUGAACAGCAAUGUACAGCAUGCUAGUUUGCUUAUUAUAAUAUACUAACAAGAAACUUCGCUUCUACUCAGCUAACAAGGAACAUUCUUAAAAACGUUCCAGAAAGCUACUCUCGCAGUUAUAAAGCAGACAUUCUUCCAGCAACAUUAACAGAAUGUUUAUUCAAAGUUAUCUGGUCUUUAAUAAUGUGUUCAAAACAUUAGCUUAGAAAUGUUAUUUAUACAGUGUUUAUGGUGUGUUUUUCUGAAACAUUUUAGCCAUUCGUCUACGAUGGUCCUAUGAUGUUUGCAAACGAAUAAAAUGGAACAUUCUUCUUAAAGGGUCAUUUCACCCAAAUAUUGUAAUUACCCCAUGAUGUACUCGCCCUCAAGCCAUCCUAGGUGUAUAUGACUCUUCUUUCAGACAAAUACAAUCAGAGCUAUAUUUGAAAAAAAUGAUCUCCACACUCUCCUGGCUCGCCCAAGCUUUAUAAUGGCAGUGAUUGGUGGUUGAGAGUUUUAAGCCCAAAAAAGUGCAUCCAUCCAUCAUAAAAAGUGCUCCACGUGGCUCAGGUAGGGUUAAUAAAGGCCUACUGAAGCAAAUCAAUGCAUUUGUAUAAGAAACAGUCAUAUAUGCAUUCACGAGAGACUGGCGUUCCAGCGGCCAUAGUUAUCUAAUGGUGCUCUUGGGAAACGCAUCCCUGAUUGACUUUUUAAACAGCUGGACUUAAGAAUUUGAUCAAAGUGGCAAAUAAAUCCCGUAGACUUGCACUGAAGGCCAUACAGCCCAGAAUAUUAAAAACUUUAAGGUGAGGCUUUUGACAUGCAGCUCAGCAACUCCAUAGAAACCUCUAGAAACCAUCCUGAUGGUGAAUUUUAGCCACACCAUUAUGAUACAGAUGGCCAAGGAUGCAACUUCUUUUACCUUCUUCUUACAUAUUAAACAUCAUUCACGUUUAUGAUGAAGAAUACGAUGCUUUUAUUUUCUGAGGUCAGUUUAAAUAUGAAUAUCACUCAGUCACUGUAACAGAAGUCACUGCCAUGUGACAGCGAGUCUCAUUGGUGAACAAGACAUGUGUAAUAUUACUUAAAUCUAUUACGCCACUCACACGUUCAACAAUUCAUUCAAUUAUAAUCCCAGUGCACUCUCCUGAUCUCUGGAGUGAUGUGCUCUCAUAUCACUGUUCAAUCUGAAUAUGAUAAUGCUUUAUGUGAACCGUUCACCUGAAAUCAGACUCCCUGUGUUAGUCCUCUAAUGCACACUAAACCUGAAGAGCCGUUCUUGUGUAAUAUUAAAAAAAACAAAACAAAAAAACUAUGUAUUAAGAUUAAUGUUGUUGGAUGUAAUGAUUACUGAGGAUAUUUAUUCUUAUCUGCUCCUGAGAGAUUGAGGGGGUUUUUUUAUGGCAGGUUUUUGUACCGAACAUUUUUAAUUGGAUGUAUUAUGCUUAAUUAAAUAUAUGCUGAGAUGCUCGCUAGGUAGCAAGAGAUCAAGCAAGGCAUACAAAACUUUGUGCUAACACAUUGCAACUGGUUUUAUUCUUAGGCUUUUAAGCACAACUUUUAUAAACACCUUUUUAAUUAGUUGUUUGUUCUGCUUUAAAACAGACGCAUUGGCAUCUCAAUAAAUCUUUUCACUGCCCCUGAGAUUCUCAUUUCUAACAUGUCAUGGCUUUGAUAUGACGCAAUAUAGUCUAAAUGUCAAUACCACUGUAUGCUGUGAAUAUGACAUAGAUUGGUUCUCGUUGUUACAGAGAUGGCAGCUAUAUUGCAGAUGCAAAUAAAGCAUUGUGGCCUAUGUA
Messenger RNA from Carassius gibelio (silver crucian carp), 8297 nucleotides. Its product is annotated as ubiquitin carboxyl-terminal hydrolase 43-like. The record is from RefSeq and is a predicted model, not a curated record. Bases 373 to 3879 code for a protein of 1168 amino acids. The transcript is spliced from 15 exons. Gene Ontology annotation, molecular function: cysteine-type deubiquitinase activity. Gene Ontology annotation, biological process: protein deubiquitination. Lineage: Eukaryota; Metazoa; Chordata; Actinopteri; Cypriniformes; Cyprinidae.